AUGUGGUCAAGCGGGGCCAGGGCCUCUUCUGGGCAUCCGCCUACAAGUGCGGGAAUCUACCAGGGGUGGCAGUUUGAGACGGCGAUGCAGGAUCCCCGAGUUGUUUUGGGAACCGGCCCGACUCGAGCUGGCGCUGUUGGCGGCGUGCUCCAAAUUGCUUUCGUGCCAGCAAACGCGGCCAGUAAGCUGAUCCUGACCGCGCUGAGUCCAAGUGGUUGGGACUUUCAGGCCGUGGACGUCUGUGAAACCGUUGACGAGGCGGUGGUGUGUGUGAGGGCAUCGGCAUCUGCGAACUCGCCGAAUGUGUUGAUACUGGACGAUAUCUCCAUCAAGGCACAGAUCCUUUUCCAGAGGGAGCUCCGGAACGUAAGACUAGCCAGUGGUGGAGGAAUUGCUGAGUUCGAGCUCGCAACUUUUGCACUUGGACAGAUGGGCAACGAGGUCGCCGCAGACUCCAGUGGUUCCUUGGCCACAUGGCGACUUCCAGGAGCCCUGGAGGUGAGCUCGCUGCAGCUGGGAACCUACCGCAGUGUCGUCCGAGACACGGGCGACAUGAUCUUCCAACAGCUCCCUCCACGUCUACUCCUCCGCGAGACGGUCUUAAUCAUCCAUUUCAGUGUGACGCAGGCGUGUUUUUCGGGAGACAUUCUGUCUCUGGAAGAUCCCACGGGAACCUUCGAGAUGUUUCAGGAGAAUGCCACCAUCAAGCAGGUCGGCAAUGGAUUCAUGCUGCUGGCUCAGCCUGAGGAUCCAGGAUCUGUUUCCAUUCGCCAGCGCGGGGCCAUGGAGCAGCUUCACCGCUUUGCUGCAUCCCUUGCAGACACCAGGAGUGCACAGCCCUUGGUGGACAAUGCUUGCGCAUCUCGUGCAAACAGGGAUAGCUGGACCUACAGCGUUUUCUGCAGGGAGGUCUGUGUGGCUGAGUCGGAAGAUCCGGAUGCAACCUUCAUCCCAUCGAUUGAUUGGCCACUCUAUGUUACGCUCAAAGAGGCAAGAGCAGAGGACCUACUGCAAGCGAACCCAAAUGCUGUCAUAACCUCAUACUCCGAGUGGCGCUCAAAGUUCAAUGAAGGACAGUACUUGACCCUGCUCUUUUACCACGCCUUCCUCCUCCUGGAAGUAGAAGGCGGCCUCGGGAUUUGGACGGAGAAGUACAACGAUAAGCUGGAGCUUAUGUACGGCGAUCUCGAGACGCUCCGUGCUUUUGGGCAACUCCAUCGCGCCACAGGCGAGCCACGGAAGCCAAGCUUGCAGCAUUCUCAUGUCACGCUUGAUGCGUAUGUGACGCUUCAAGACCUGGUCGACUGGAUCUGUGGCCCUUUAGCCAUUGUCUGGCGCCCUUACUGCUUGAUCAACAGCAACUGCCAACACUACGCCCGAGACUUGAUCCAGUUCCUUCAUGACAAGCGCCUCGCCGAGAACUUGAAAUCCGAUCGUGAGGUGGUACUGUCUGCGGUUCAGUCAGAAGGUUGCCGGCUGCAGCAUGCGACUGAGAGGCUGAAGGAUGAUCGGUCGCUUGUCCUUGCUGCUGUCUCUUCAGAUGGGGCUGCUCUCGCUUUCGCUUCCAAGCGACUGCGAUGCGACAAGGGACUGGCUUUGGCAGCGGUGACGAAGUGUGGGACUGCCUUGCAGUUCUGUGCAGCUUUUCUCCAAGAAGAUGAAGACGUCGUCUUCGCGGCGGUCGGGCAAGACCCCACAGCGUUACGAUUUGCAUCUACUGGGAUGAAAUGCAAUCCCUCUAUUAUCACUGCCGCUGCAACAGAAGUGUCCGGCGACAUCGACUGGUCUCGCAUUUUCACCUGUUCCGCGCUCACAGAAGAUGUCGAUGUGGCUGCAACUGCAAUCGGAUUGGACUGGCGAGCUGGUGAAUAUGUAUCACCCGGUCUCCGCUCGAACAGUCAGUUCGUGAAGAGUGCCGUGCUCCUCAACGGUCUGGUGCUACAGCUUGUGCCGGAGAAUGUCCGGCAGCACGCAACCGUGCUCCGUGCCGUGCAGCAGAAUGGCCUCGCCCUCCAGUUCGCCGGUGAAGAGCUUCGUGCUGAUCAGCGAGUGGUUCGUGAAGCCAUUCUGCAAAAUGCAAUGGCCUUGGAGUUUGCCUCCGAGGUGCUACGAACCCGGCGAGACGUGGUUCUCAUGGCUGUAGUCAGGAACGGGCACGCCCUGCAGUUUGCUUCCGAGGACCUGCAGCAGGACCACACCCUUGUGCUCACCGCAGCUCGGCGUUUCUUCUUCGCUGACUGGAGCUGGUUCUUUCAAGACAAGGCCAUCAAGGAUCGGCGCCACAUUGCCAUUGCUGCCGUCAGCAUGGAUGCCUCUGCUUUGCCACACACCGGACGGCAAGCUGACAAGGAGGUGGUUCUGGCAGCGCUGCAGCGGGACGGCCAGAUGCUGGAGUUCGCAAGCGAGGAUCUGCAGGCGGACCCGAGUCUGGUGCUGGCGGCAGUGGCGUCGGACGGUACUGCGCUCCGCUUCGCUUCAAACGCGCUGCGGGGCUGUCGCAAGGUCGUUGUGGCGGCAGUUCGACAGAAUGGUCUAGCUCUGCAAUUUGCAGAGCACAGCCUGCGGUGUGAUUCCGAGCUCCUGAGAAUUGCUGCUCGGAGGUGGUGGUCCUGCGACUGGAGCUACUUAUUCACCGCGAGCAAUCUGCAGAAUGACCGAGACGUGGUCCUCGCCGCAGUUCGCAUCGAUUGGCGGGCUUUGCAGAGUGUUGGAGAGAAGAUGCAGAAAGAUGUCCAGGUGGUUUCUGCUGCCUUGGCACAAAACCUGGGUGCUUCGCGCUUUCUAUCCCGGUCGCUGCUCGAGAGUCGGGCAGAGAUGCUGGAGCUGCUCGCGUGCAGAGGUGCGGCAUUGCAGUUUGCCCCAGAGGUCUUCAGAGCAGAUCGUGAAUUAGUCCAAGCUGCCGUUGUGCAGGAUGGCAGCGCUUUGCAAUUCGCCUCCGAGGAGCUUCGCAGAGACAGCAAGGGAGACAGUAGACGAAGUCGUGUGAUCUCGGGCAAGAGAUUCCCUUUGCACCGCAGCAGCGGGGUGGUUGCGGUCGGUCUGCUGGGCAUGCUGCGUUGGUACCAAGGAGAAGCAACUCCUUCGCUCUGGCUGCUGCAAACGUCGACCGCAGCGCAUGAACUUCGCGGCGUCCAGCCAUCUUUUGGCAGUGCUGACCUCAUCUUCAGGAACCCGGAAGCAGCCCAUUUCGCCGGGCAGAAGAACACAGAUGAAAAGAUGUUGGGAGCUGGAAGCUCUGAUUCACUGAUAGCCUUGGCACCCAUCGUGGAGGUCGGCGACGAUUCGAACGAGCUGCUCGACUUUCCGUCCACUGCAUCGGCCAAGCCUCCCAAUGCCUUGGACAUCACCGUGGAAGACGUAAUGGCGCCUGGUACCGUGUACUGUCUGCAAAUGAAUGCGCGCCUUCGACGACAGAUUGAGCAGCCAUCCACGCAUGAAGUCAGCAGGAAGCUCUUCAACUUCCGUGCAUUCCGUGAUCCAGAGUCGCUGCCCCUAAAUACAAACGAUGGACUGAUUCUCACCAGUCUCUUAAGCCAGGAAAGCUGGUCUUCCUCCUCGUUGCUCUUACCCUUUAACAUGGCGGCACAGGUUGGAGCCCCAGGGACGCAGAUACAGGUCUCGGGAGACAUCCAGGUCGUAGACAAUCUGUGGCUGUUGGCACCUGUUGGAGUAGUCAUCGUCUCGCCCUGUUCUCCAACACCCUGCAGCGACCUCAUGCAGGACUUCAACAGCACUGGUCGUCAAGCUGCCCUGCUGCUGCCAACCAGCGAGCGGUUCGGGCUGCGUGUGGAGCUUCCUGCAUCCUGGGACUCUGGACGCAACGACUGGGUGGCCGUCGUCCCUGCACAGGACAGGCUUGAUGGCAUCAAGGCGACCAUGUGGGCCUCUGACAACAGCGUCUCGCUGCGUGCUAUGCCCGCAAGCGUAUCGUACGCGGCCGUCGCGUUGACAUUUGCGGUAGAUCUUGCAGUGAGUCUGAGCCCUGGAGCUGCUGCUCUGGCACUGUUGGGAAGCGCUUCCCAAAGCUACAUCCAGGUCCAGGCUCCUGUCGGCUACGCGCUUCGCUGUGGUGGCAGCUUCCGCUCCUCGCUUCCGGACUCGGCCCGAGUGGACUGCCAGGUGGGGCCUGGACCUGGUGAAGCUGUCCUUGGCAUUUCGAACGUGGAUCUGAAUGCGGCCGGCACACUGCACUUCAGCUUUGGCUUGGACACGCCUGCUGCGGAUCCAAACCCAAAUAUGUUUAGCAUUGCACUUCGAGAUGCCAACAAUGUGACCCUGGAUGCCGCGAUGGCUGUGCCAGGCAUGCACAUUCCGCAAGCCCGAGUGGAAGCCUUCGUCUCCUUGUUGGUGGUGGCCUUUGAAAAUGUCGCCCGACUCCAGGCAUGGGGCGACGCAGCGCAGGAGCUGGGUGUACUUCGUGGCAGCAUAGCUGCUGCCCUAAAUAUCGGCGAAGAAGGCGUUUCCGUGGACUACGUUCAGGCAGUGCUUGGCAUCAGCGACGUGCGGAGAUUGCAGAGCAGCGGGGUGGUGGCUGGCCAGCUGCAGGUGAACUUCUCUGCAUACUCCAGCUUGGUGCAAUUGGCAGAGCUGUCGGAUCGCAUCGUCGUGGGAGGCUUCGCGUCGGGACUUCAAAGAGAGCUGGGUCCACGCGCGAUCGCAGCCGGCCUCGUCGAGCUGCAGGUCACUGGUGCAUCUGUGCCUUCCACACCUGUCCCCAGCCAGCCUCCAAAUGUCACCACCCCGACGCUGCGCUGGAGCAGCGCAGGUGCGAACAGUACCGGCACCGUGUCUGUGAACCUGAUCUUCCAGAGACCCACAUCAGCAAUUCGAGCAGUGCUGAUUCAAAUGCCUGUCGGCUACAGCCACCUUCUUGUGUCUGUGGACGACAUCCGCAUCAUUCAGAGAGGUGCUACGAGUGCAUUCCCCAUAGAUCAGCCACAGACUCGGUCAACCAGCAGCAUCACGGUCCUCCUGAAUCCUGGAGCGACUAUCGCUGCUGGUGGGUACGGGUUUGAGUUCCCGUUCCGCAUGCCGGGCGAAGAUCCCAUUCAGAACAUCUGGACGGUAUCCCUGUGCUCCGGAGUGUAUUGUGAUAGCGCUCGACAUGCUUCUGUAAUAACGAGCUUCGCUUUCAAUGGCUUUGAAAUCGGUGACCUGCCGACUUUACUUAGACCUGCAGUGUCUGCAUCCAGUCAGAGACUGUGGCCGUGGCUUGUCCUGGCCAUGUCCUUUUGUGUGAACAGUAGAUAG
Symbiodinium sp. CCMP2592 is the source of this 5250-nucleotide messenger RNA. NCBI's taxonomy places the organism in Eukaryota, Dinophyceae, Suessiales, Symbiodiniaceae. The record is from the annotation of a GenBank genome assembly.